AUGGAGCAGGCCUUCAAGUUCUUCGACACGGACGGCUGCGGUUCCAUCGACAGGGCGGAGUUCCGGAAGGCCCUGCCCCUCAUGGGCGAGAAGGUCUCAGAGGCCAGGAUCGACGAGCUCUUCGCCAUCGUGGACACCGACACCAACGCCAAGGUAGACGUCAACGAGUUUGGAAGACUGGUGAGGGGCAUGAAUCCCAAGGGCUACACGGCCGACGACGCCCUGACCGCGUUCAAGGGCGCGGCCGACGAGGUGGGCCACGUGUUCCAGGAGUGGACGGCAAACCUCACGGCAGGUGCAUCAGCCUUCGGCGCGGCGUGGUCCGCGGACCUCAAGGGGCUCGGCCCCCUCGAGAUGCGGAAGGCGGGCCGGGGCGCCGCCGCGGGUGUCGCGGCGCAGGGCGGCGCGGCUGCCAUGGGCAAUCCAAACAGGCGCGCACAGGCCGGAGGUGACGGGGAGGCGGGCACGUGGUCAUGCGGAGUCUGCUUCACCAAGGGCUUGUGCGGGGCGCGCCUGCAGUGCACGACCUGUGGCACCUGGGCGUCUCCUGGAGUGCGUGCGCGGCUGGAGCGGGAGGCCAAGCGGCGCAAGCUGGACCGGGAGAACCAGGGCAAGGGCGGCAGGAGCGGCAGGGAGGGAAGCGGCAAGGCGGGCGGCAAGGGCGACAGGGUCCCCCCGCCUCCGCCGUGGGCUCCCUGGUCUUGGCCCGCUCCGGGGGAGGCAGGCGGCUGGCCCAGCUAUUGGGCACCGCCCCAGCCGCCCACGCUCGGAGGAUGGCUGGACGCGGCCGCCCGGCAGCACAGCACCGGCAAGGACAACAAGGACGGCAAGGGCGACACGGUGUUGGCGGCCAUUGAUGCUCAGAUCCGUUCAUUGGAGGGCCUCCUCAAGGCCGACGGCGACAACGAGGACCUCGCGAAGGCCCUCGCCGGCGCCAAGGCCAAGAGGGAGCAGCACCUGGCUGCUAAGCGGGCCGCCCGUCCAAAGGGCAUCCAGCUACAGCAGCUGGACGACAAGAUCACGGGGGUCAGCAAGCGGAUCGCGGCGAUCCAGGAGACGGAGCUUGUCAAGCUCAAGGAGCAGCGUCAGAAGGCGUUGGAGGACUUCGACCAGCAGAUCGCGAAGCGGCAGGAGGAGCUGGAGCAGUGCGAGGCCCAGCGCACCUCCUUCCAGGCGGAGCGGGUCAAGCUCGCCAAGGAGGUUCAGGACGAGGGUGGCCCCGCCGUCGCCGCCCCCCACUUCGGACCGCAAGUGGUGGCCGAUCUUACGCAAUUCCUCGACCAGCUGCCCACCGUGCUCGCGAGCAUGCAGGGCUCCGCGGAGGUGCAGCAGCGCGUCCAGGCCGACAUCGACGGCAGCGAAGGUGCCGGAAGCGAGCGCGUCCCCGUUCCACAUCCAGAGGCGGACGACAUCAACAUGCAGCAGGAGUGGGCCAACAGUGCCGACGUGGACGAGGCCGAGCGCAUCAAGCGGAAGGAGCAGCUCGCCGGCUUGCAGGCUUACGCCGCCUGGUGCAGAUUCCGAUCCAGGGCCCAUGGGCAGAGCCUGCUCCAGCUGCACCUGCACAACAGCAGCCUGUCGUGGCGGCGCCUGGAGGAUUUCCUCCAGGACCAGGGCGCGAAGGCAGUGCAGGAGGGCCGACUGCCCAUCGUGUUGGGUCAAGAGCAUGGCAAGGCGGCGCCAUGGUUUGCUGACGCCGCUGCUGGGAUAGCAGCCAAGGGCUGGCGCGUGCUGGGCGCCCCGGCCAAGCCCACGGAGGGCGGCAGCAGCGCGGGCGUGUCCAUCGCCCUGCCCACAUGCUUGACCGCGUCCUUCGCGCCAGGCCAGACGAGCUGGGACAUCAGCCCUCCAGGAGGCGAGGGCAGAUUGGCGAUGGCCGUUGUCACCAUCCCGGGCCUGGGCGCGAUGGCCAUCUUCAGCGUCUACAUGGUGACGUGCAUGAAGCUGGACGCCGCCGUGAAUGCGCAGAUCUUGGACGUCAUCGCCGAGUGGGUCAUCCAGCUACGGAUCCCGUGGGUGGUUGGCGGUGAUUGGAACAACCGUCCAGAUGACUUGGAGCGCAGCCCAUGGAACCAGGAGCUGCGAGGCUGCAUCAAGGCCACUGCCCACCCGGAGGGCGCCUGCAAGAACAGCCAGGGCGACCACAGCACCAUCGACUUUUUCUGGCUAGAUUGCAAGCUCGGGCAGGCCUUUGGGGAGGUCACUCCGCACGUGGAGAUGCCGUUCAGGCCGCACCGGCCGUGCGUGAUGCAGUCCACAGCGCCCUGGAAGGCGUUCAUCGUGAAGCAGCUGGAGGAGCCAUGGCAGUGGCCCCUCAAGCGACCAGGCACGAAGGAGGAGCAGGCAGAGGUGCAGCACCCACCUGUCCCGCCGCUCACGGGCACGCCGUCGAAAGACGGCCUGGACGCAGCGUGGUCGGUCUUCUGCGACACCGCCGACAGCCAGCUCCAGACCAUUUUCGGCAUGUCGGACCUCCGGGCCUCGAAGUAUAAGGGUCGAGGGCAGGCGCCACGCUUGGUUGAGAAGGAGCUCCUUCCAAAGUGCCCGAGCGCGGUCAACAGCAGAGGCCCCGCAUGGGCAUGGCGGUGGCUGUCGGUGGAGCUCUCGUGGAUUGGCGUGGCGGCCAUCCACGUCGUGAGGCGGGGCCUGCCUGCCGGGUCCCCGCCAGUGCUGGAAAGACGGAGCGGCGAUGAGGCAGACGGCAGCGUCCAGGUCAAGCAGUACCAGGCGGCGGUCGUCAGGUUGCAGGCGUCUGUGCAGCAUUGGGCACUCAUGGACGGGAUUGGCCACCACCUCAAGACAUUGAUUAUGGGCCUAUUGGAGGUGCCCCUCACGGUGGACGUCAUCCGCGUGUUGGAGGGCAUCAAGGAGGCGGCGAAGGCACGUGCGCAGGAGUGGGAGGUGGCCGUCAUGAGGGAUAGGAGCCGCAAGUUCCGUGAGAAGCUCGACGAGAAAUAUCCGGGCUCGGCGGGCCUGCUGCACAAGGUCUGCGCGUGGCGUGCUGCGUGGCUCCCACCGCGGGGCUCCGUCAGCAAGGCUGCUCUCCCUGCUCACCCCCAGCAGGCGGUCGAGCAGGAGGCAAAGGAGUGGGGUGCCGUGUGGCAGGCGGAGCAGGGCCCGUACGCCAAGCUCUGGGUGGGCCAGGGCCGCAGCCUCGGCACCAUCGACACCGCGCGGCUGCGCAAGAUCUGCAGGGCUUACAAGGAGCGCGCGGGCGUCAUCGGCUGGCACCCGAGACACUGGAGCUGGCUUAGCGACGACCUGCUCGAGUACUUGGGCGUGAUGUUGGAGUGGUGCGAGCAGCUGCGCGCAUGGCCCACAAGCAUUCGGCUCUUGGUGAUCUUCAUCUUGGGCAAGACGGACGGGGGGGGAAGGCCGAUCUGCCUGUUGCCCACGCCCGUCCGCAUCUGGGAGGGCAGCCGCGCCCACAUCCUCGAGGCUUGGGAGGCGGAGAACAGCAGGGACUACGACUGGGCGGCCCCAGGGAAGAGCAGCGAGCAGGCGGUCUGGCGCGUCAUGCUGGACGACGAGGCCUGGGGGGAUAGCGGCUUCUGCUCGACCAGCGUCAUGCUGGACGUCACGAAGGCGUACGAGCACGUGUCCCUCAACCUGCUGUGGGUCUUUGCCAUCAUCAUGCGGUGCCCUCUCGACCUCGUCGGCCUCGCGCUGGAGGCCUUUUCGGCCCCGCGCUACCUGCGACGGGAGGGAGCAAUGGCGGACGCCGUCACCACCUUGGUUGGCUUGCCGGCAGGAUCGAAGUAUUCGAAUAAAUUGCUGAAGGUGUUCAUGUUCUGGGCCUUGGACCUGGUACUUAAGGGGUGCCCCUUAGCGCAGCUCAUCCUGUACGUGGACGACAUCACGCUGCGGUUGAUGCACUCCGCACCGCGCCUCAGGCGUGAGGUGAUGCGAACUCUGCGCUUCCUCAUCGUGCUCCUGGAGCAGGCUUUGGGGCUUCCGCUAGCGCGGGGUCCCGAGGGCAAGUGCGUCUUCGUCGCCAGCACCGAAGAGGCCAGGGGCCUGCUGCAGGCACCGAUGCUGGAGCUCGGCAUCAAGGAGGGCAGCGUGGAGCGAUGGCUGGGCAUUGACUACAACCCGCAGCAGAAUCACAAGAGCAGGCCCACCAGGCAGAAGCGGCUGGCAACCGCGAGGCACAGGUGGAGGAAGGCCGCGUGGCUCCGGCGAAGGGGCAUCAAGGUGCGCAGGUUCGUGUCCCAGGGGGUCGCCCCCUCCUUGGCCUACGGGGCUACGUGCGAAGGCACCCCACCGCACAUCCAGCACUUCCUGGCGGCCAAGCUCAAUGCAUCCAGGGCGGGGUCAGGCCCUUUCCGUUCGGCCACGAUCAACGCGGCGCUGGAGGGCGACCUCGUGGCCGAGAUGGUGGCAACAGCCCCACUCUUGGCUUGGGCGAAAGAGUGCUGGGACCACAAGAGCAUGCACGGGGGCCUGCAGCGCGCGUGGGCACGGCAGCAACGACGUCUGGCCCCGUACCUGCAGGGCGAUACCACCAGCAAGGAGCGGUGGGCGGCCGUGCGAGGGCCUGCGGCGGCCACCAUUCUCACGUGCCGCGAGCUGGGCUGGCGGAUGGUAGACUACCACACCAUCGACACGAAUCCGGGGGGCCCCGGGGACGACGGCAGCGCGCCAGGGGCCUCCGCGCCGCCAGGCAACUCGGCGGCCGUGGGCCUGCGACGGCCCGAGCUGUUGCCAGACGCACAAGGCGCCCGAGUCAUCGACAUGUUGCGCGAGUGUCCGAAGGAGGUGGCGGCGCGGGCUAAGGAGACCCUGAGCGGCGUCAAGCUCGACACCUGGGUGGCGAGCAGCGGGCGCGAGGUGCUCAGACCGAGGCCUUGGCUGGCGCCGCUCCGCCAGUUGCAGAAGAAGCAAUUGGCGAAGGGUUGGACCAAGCACCACCGCAAUGCGGCGAAGGUGGCAACGCUGGGCGGUUACCCGGAGCAGCGGGCCCUCUUCGCACAGGGCAGGGCGGAGAGCCCAGACUGCCCUCUGUGCGGGCAGGAGGAAGGCAGCAACAUGCACCUCUACUGGCGGUGCGCGGCGCCCCAGUGCCAGGAGGCGAGGGCGAAGCUGUCAGACCACAAUGACCCCGCCAACUUCCGCGACGUGGUGCACCUCGGCGCCUCCGCGAGGGACGAAUGGCUGUGGACACGUGGACUCAUGGCCGACCCAACUAUCGGUGUCACCUGGAAGCUGCCAGCCGCCGAGCAGCACUGGGGGCGCAUGGACGGCCCAGGGAUAUUCGACGGGAGAGUGGCUACAGAUGGCUCGGUGGUCAAUCCGAGCUGGGUCCGCCUUCGCGCGGGCGGUUGGGCGGUCGUGAUGUUCGAGCGGGGCGAGCUCGCACAAGGCCUGUGGGGCCCCCUCCCCGUGCCGGCAACGAGCAGCCUCGUCGCGGAGCUGUGGGCGUUGGCAAUGAUGCUGCAGCACGCGGGUUUGGUGACCGAGGUGCUCUUAGACAACCAGGCGGCCGUUGACGGGCUGUUGUCGGGGCGUGCCCGCUGCUGCAACAGCGCGGCCCUCUGUGCGCACCUAUGGACCUGGAUCUGGGACCUGCUGGACGAGCGCGACCUCAGCCCUGGCGUCAGUCUGGCGGUGGCGAAGGUCAAGUCCCACACGUCCCAGAAGCAUCGGGCGAAGAUGGACGAGGUGGACCAGGAGCGCUACCGCAUGAACGAUGCGGUGGACAAGCUGGCGAAGCAAGGAGCCGCCCAGUGCCCGGUCCCCGAGUGGGCGGUGGCCCUGGCCAAAUCCCGCAGCAGGCAGAUCAAGCGGGUUAUGGAGUACGUGGCAAGUUUUCGCGUGCUGUUGGCGGGGGUCGCCACAGCAGUGGCCGAGAGGAGGGGGCCGCGGCAUCAGGGGAAUGCUGGACGUCGCCCGCCAGUCCAUCGUGGUCACGAGUUGGUCCUCCACGGGACGACGUGGCGUUGCCGCCACUGCAAGGCCCACUGCCGCACGCAGGCGGGCAAGCGGAAGCUGGACCGCGAGGAGUGCAGACCUGAGGCCGAGGUGGAGGCCGCGCGAGCAAAUCGGCAGGCGCGGCGGCGCCGGCAGGGCGAUCCGCCGCCUCCGAGGCGGGGCGCUGAGGGCGACGGCGGCGGUGACGGCGGCGAAGGCUCGCCCCGCCCUGGGCGCCCCGACGUGUCGCGGCCGCCCCCCGCCCCUACGCGCGAGCACCGCUGGGUGACGGCCGGCGACUUCGUGGUGUGCCGCGUGUGCGGGGCGUUCUACAGGUGCCGAGCUCGACGGGCCCUGGAUGGCUGCACAGGCAAGCUCACCAACGCCCCGAGGGACCAGGCGCGGCGCCGACGCCGAGACCGAUUGCUGGAUGGGCGCAACCCCUACACGGGCGUUGCGAUGGGCGGCGAGGUCGUGGAGGGUCGCGCCCGCGACGCCUGA
Molecule: messenger RNA, 6411 nt
Organism: Prorocentrum cordatum
Lineage: Eukaryota; Dinophyceae; Prorocentrales; Prorocentraceae
Source: the annotation of a GenBank genome assembly